Molecule: messenger RNA, 1017 nt
Organism: Fulvia fulva
Lineage: Eukaryota; Fungi; Ascomycota; Dothideomycetes; Mycosphaerellales; Mycosphaerellaceae
Product: putative endo-beta-1,4-glucanase B
Exons: 5
Coding region: 1-1017 (338 amino acids)
Biological process (GO): glucan catabolic process
Molecular function (GO): hydrolase activity, hydrolyzing O-glycosyl compounds
Source: RefSeq, a predicted model, not a curated record
AUGAUGUUAUCACUUUAUUUCGUGGCCCUUCUGAGCGUCCUGGGACUUGCCAUUGGCUCCCCAGUCGCUGAUAAAAGAGCACGGAAACUGGAGUUUAUGGGAGUCAAUCUGGCUGGCCCCGAGUUCGGUGCAGCGAAUUCUGGUCUAUACAACAGAGACUACAUCUGGCCGGACCUAUCCACACUCCAGGAGUUCGUCAAUCAAGGCUUCAACAUAUUUCGGAUCAACAUCAUGAUGGAGAGGCUCACUCCCGGCUCGCUAACGGCCAGCUUUGACAACUACUACUUGAGCAAUCUGACGCAGACUGUCAAUGCCAUCACGGCGACGGGAGCAUAUGCCAUGAUCAAUCCGCACAAUUAUGGACGCUUCAAUGGCCAGACCAUCAGCUCGCCAUCCGACUUUGGAACGUGGUGGAAGAAUGUUGCUGCCCAGUACAAGAACAAUGACAAGGUGAUCUUCGACACUAAUAACGAAUUCUGGGGCAUGAGCGGACGGGUUGUGGCCGACCUGAACCAGGCCGCGAUCAAUGGCAUCCGAGCCGCUGGAGCGACCUCUCAGACCAUCAAUGUCGAAGGUAACGCAUGGACUGGUGCUUGGAGCUGGACUACAUUCCCUGGCACAGACGGUUUGACCAAUGCCGACAGCAUGGGCAACCUGACGGACCCCCAAAACAAGAUCGUCUAUCAGAUGCAUCAGUACCUAGACACGGACGGCAGCGGCACUUCGCCAAACUGUGUCAACAGCACCAUUGGCAGCACAAGGCUUGUGGUAGCGACCAACUGGCUACGGUCCAAUGAUAAGAAGGCAAUGCUUGGAGAGUUUGCUGGCGGUGUCAACAACGUCUGCCAGACCGCCGUAGCGGACAUGCUGGCGUACAUGGCCAAGAACUCGGACGUCUGGACGGGUGCAAUCUGGUGGUCUGCUGGACCGUGGUGGGGAGACUACAUGUAUUCUCUUGAGCCGAAAACUGGCGUGGCAUACAACGCCUACAUGCCAAUCCUGAAAGCUGCUGCAUAG